UGACCUUGCAAUGUACUAUUGAAUAAAAUAAAUAAAUGCAAGAAGAGAGGGAAUUAUCACUGUUACCAAGAAAACAACUUCCUCUAAACAGGUCUCUAUAUAUAUAAACUUUAACACCUAAAGAAUUAACACAGAUCAAGAAAAAAUCCUCAAAACAAAAGUUAAAGCAGACAUGAAGCAACAGCAACGUUACUUGGUCGUCUUCAUCGUCCUUUUAAGCUUUCUUCUGUUUGUGAAUCUGAGUGAAGGAAGAACAGGAGGAGUUGCAGAAGAAUAUUGGAAGAAGAUGAUGAAGAAUGAACCGUUGCCUGAACCAAUCAAAGAGCUUCUCAACAAUCCUUUUAGGACCGCACAAGAGAGAUUCAUCCAGAAUUUCGACACCAAAUCUGUUGUCAUCAUCUACCACAAUCCUAAUGAAUAAUCAAUGAAGUCUCUCAUAUAGAUAUCUAUGACUUUAAUUUGUGUUUAUGUAUGGAUCGACUUAUACGUGCACGUAUAUGUUAUUAAUUAAGAAAAGAAAAAGCUGCUUGAGUUGUUGUGUUAUACACGUAUACUAAAUAUGUUCUGUUUAGUGCAGAAAUGUUAACCCUAGCUAUAAGGGAUUUUUUGUUCUUUUUUUUUUGUUACCAUUAAUGUGAGUGAGUGAGUUUUGUGUGAUGAAAAUUAGAUUUGCUUCACAUUUUGUUUUGAUAUAUAUAAAUCAAUAUACUGUGCCUU
Molecule: messenger RNA, 717 nt
Organism: Arabidopsis thaliana (thale cress)
Lineage: Eukaryota; Viridiplantae; Streptophyta; Magnoliopsida; Brassicales; Brassicaceae
Exons: 2
Coding region: 173-421 (82 amino acids)
Source: RefSeq, marked reviewed